This is a messenger RNA of Heterobilharzia americana, 887 nucleotides long. The record is from the annotation of a GenBank genome assembly. Lineage: Eukaryota; Metazoa; Platyhelminthes; Trematoda; Strigeidida; Schistosomatidae.
UCAAAAGGAAGCAAAGUCACAAUCGUACAAUGCUACACCACGCACCUACAAAUAAUGCAGACGAAGAGAAUUCUACAGAGGAAUUCUAUAGACAACUGCAAUCAGUGAUGAACAAGACCUCAGUUGGCGACAUCGAAAUUCUAAUGGUUAUGGUGACAUGAAUGCCAAACUGCGUGGAGCAGACAACACCGAAGGAGAACUCAUCAUGGGUCGAGGAGCACUCGGUGAAAUGAUGAGUGGGAAUGGAGAACUGUUUUGCAGAAUUUUGUGCAGUCAACAAUUCGGCAAUUGGAAGCAGUGUGUUCAAACACAAGGAUAUUCACAAAGUGACAUGGACUUCACCAGAUGGACACACUACACUCAAAAUCAGAUCGACUUCAUCUCAAUCUGAAGAAAGUGGAGACACAGCCUACUUGACACAUGAUCAAGAAGAGGAGCAGAUGCAAGCAGGUUCAGACCAUUCACUAUCUAGUGCAAGGAACCUACAGUCAAAAUCAAGUCGAAAGCCUUCAAGGAAGCUGGUGAUAGACGACCACAGUUCAAGUCCAACACCCAGAACAGGAACUGGAGGACAAAACUACAAAAGACAUCUCCACCUCAGUCAUCAGGAUAAAAUGGGAGACAUUGAGCAACAUCCCCAAGGAAACCUGUGUGGAAGAACACUAGAACUCUGUGAAAACGACGUGGAAGGAAACCCGCAUAACCGUGUUAGGAAGGAAGAGGAAGCAAGACAAGGAAUGGAUCUUGACGGACACAUGGGAGCUGAUAGAGCAGGGAGAGGAAGAUGGUGAAGCAGAAGAUGAACCAGUGUGGUGCAGGGAUGAACAACGGAGAGAGGAACUGAACACAACCUAUGAAACACUACACUGGACAAAGAAGUGAAGAAG